Messenger RNA from Paramormyrops kingsleyae, 2851 nucleotides. Its product is annotated as G1/S-specific cyclin-D2-like. NCBI's taxonomy places the organism in Eukaryota, Metazoa, Chordata, Actinopteri, Osteoglossiformes, Mormyridae. The record is from RefSeq and is a predicted model, not a curated record.
GAAAGUAUAAAUAAAUAGAUGAUGCUCUCAACACAUAUACCGUACCAUAGUAUCCUCAGUGUGCUGUCUCUCCGGCACAAGCUCUACGACAAUUGCAUUUCCUAGAAAGCUAUUUCUAGACCGGUAGUUUAGACUUUUUGGUGCUACACCAUUCAGAAGGAAAGCAUGAACCAUAACACGACAUAUUGAAAAUAUAUGAAAAAUAUAUGGAAUACACGAAUGCUUUUCUGCAAACCGUGCGUGUUUCUGAAGUAGACAGAGGGUUAGCAUCUAUUUUGGACAAUGCAACUCACACGCCACGAACACUUUAAUCACAAGCGCUAUACAAAAUAUACAUAAUCUAUCAUAAAUCACAUGAAUGCAUUGCAUGCAUUUUUAUUGCACGGUCAGUGUGUGCUAUACAUAAGCAUUUCACACGUUAGCUAUUAGUUUGUCAAGUGUGUUUCACUGGGAAAACACGCUAUCUGAUGUGCCUAUUUUAAUGUGUUCGCACGUGUGAGAGAGUCGAGCUUAAAGGGUGGUGGACUGUCUGAGGGUGGGCAUUUUAUUUAGUCAUUACUGCAUUCGUGAGACAAAUGUCACUCCGACUGACUACAUGAGAACGUUUUCGUCCUGCAUCAGCUUACUGAAGAAAAAAUGUUUCAUGUGUGCAUGCAUGGACCGCGAGCCAACUGUUCGACAUAAUGAGAUCCACUGUUUGAGGCUUGCGUCAUUUAGAGCAACAGGCGAUCUUCGAAUGUAGCUACAGGAAAGUGAGAGCAGAGCCGAGUGGCGAAGGAAAAGUUCACAAGGGGAGGCAGGAGUGUUCUGGGUAUCCCUGCAGUCUCGCUUGUAUGCUUUCCUACAAGACUUCGCUUCGAUUUUUUUGUACUUUUCCCCAAUUGUCAUUGCAUGUUUUAAAGAGUGGUCGUAUUUGACAAGGAAAGAACUGAAACAAUCAUGGAACUGCUUUGCUUGGAGGACGCCACCGUAAGGGCUCGUCCCGACCCGAACCUCGUCUACGAUGACAGGGUUUUACAGAAUCUAUUGAGGAUUGAAGACAGAUUUCUCCCCCAAAGUUCUUAUUUCACAUGCUUUCAGAAGGAUAUUCAGCCAUUUAUGAGGAGGAUGGUUGCAACUUGGAUGCUAGAGGUUUGUGAAGAACAAAAGUGUGAAGAAGAAGUUUUCCCCUUGGCGAUGAACUACUUGGAUAGAUUUUUAGCCGUUGUUCCCACCAGAAAAUGUAAUCUGCAGCUGCUAGGAGCGGUGUGCAUGUUCCUCGCUUCAAAGUUAAAAGAGACGCGACCAUUGACAGCAGAAAAACUCUGCAUUUACACAGAUAAUUCUAUCAAGCCGCAAGACCUCCUGGACUGGGAGCUUGUCGUCUUGGGAAAGUUGAAGUGGAACCUCGCGGCUGUCACCCCCAAUGACUUCAUCGAGCACAUUGUCCGGAAGCUUCCGCUGCCCGAGGAUAAGCUGGCGCUGGUCCGCAAGCAUGCUCAGACCUUCAUCGCCCUUUGUGCCACAGAGUUCAGUUUCGCGAUGCGUCCACCAUCCAUGAUCGCCACAGGCAGCGUGGGAGCAGCCAUCUGCGGCCUCCAGCUGGACGACGCCGAGCGGUCACUGUGGGGUGACAACCUGCCGGAGCUGCUGGCCAGAAUCACCAACACGGACGUGGACUUCCUGAAGGAAUGCCAGGAGCAGAUCGAGCAGGUGCUGGUCAACAGCCUGAGGGAGGGCCGACGGCAGCAGCAGGAGGGCAGCGGCCCUCGGGGCAAGGCUCCCGAGGGGCAGGACCAGUCCAGCACCCCCACGGACGUCCGGGACGUCAACCUGCAAGUUGAAUGGAACGACAACUGCAAACUCAUUGAUGUCGACUGAUGGAAGACAUUGGCGGUCUGAGCAGCGAUGGAUUACGUCUCUAGCUGACUGACUGGUGUUUGUCACAGGCCUUGACUUCAGCAGACUCUCUUUCACAGUCACAAGCCCAGGAAUUAAAUCUUUAAUCUGGAGUGUGCUUCUCCUGCCUUGGCAAGUCCCAGUAACAGCGCUCAUUCCAUUCCAUUCCCAAUCCUUUCCACUAUGAACCACAUCAUGUACCUCAGUAAUAUCUGUUGCACAACCUCUGCUCAGUAAAAGUCUGCCUUUGAUGAGGUCGACACCAUACCUGUUCAAAGUUAUGCUCGCAGUGCAUGUUGGGUAGAGGUCGGGAUCAGCUGAUGAGUACUGCAAGUUGGAGGUGUGGAUGUAGUGGAUGUUGAAUGGAGAGGAGGUCUCUCACUGGCCUCUGGAGUCGAAAACUGGCUGUAGGGAAUCGAGGACCCAAAAAUCAGAUCUCCUCUCCAUCCCACCCCACCCCCACUCCACCAGUAGACUCAAAAAGCAUCUCGAAGACCUGGCCAUCUCUGUGAGGCCUAGCCAUCUCUGUGAGGCCUGGCCAUCUCUGUGAGGUCUGGCCAUCUCUGUGAGGCCUGGCCAUCUCGGCGAUAGCCAUAAAGCAGACCAUUUGAUAUCCUGUUCCUAUGAGGGCUCUUCAGUAAGUGACCUUUGUAGGUCUUUGAAAGUGGUCCUGCUGCCUACAUGGUGGGGGGGGACACUGGCACUUCUGCUGGCAUUCCGAUCUCCUGUGCCCCCCGCCCCCCUUGGUGCCCAGCAUUAUCUAGUCAGACACACGUCCCCCCAAGACAAGUUUGAGAACCCGAUGGUGUAGUAAGUUAGUCAGCGAGUCAGUUUUGGAGUUAAUUUUGAAUUCAGUAUUGUCAGUUCUGUGUGAUCAUCAGUUCUGUAUUGAUCUGUUUGGAAAGGAUUGCUUUCCAGUGAUGUGAAGGAUGUAGGAAUGCUGUACCGUCAAUAAACUCACUCAAAGGAUGAA